GAGCCGUUCAGACCCGGGAUAGAGAGUCGCCCGGUGCCUUCCCCGGUAACUCCUGACCACUUCACCGACAAUUUAUCACCGAAUUCAGUGCGCACGGUCGGACUGAGGAGAGGCGGGAGAGGGGCUGCCGUGCGUGGCUGAAACCGUACUUUUUGUGCAAUAUAAUGAAACGGCGGUAUUGACUGGGUUGAGGACGGCGUUCCGGGAUAAGAAGCGAAGCAAAACAAGGACGCACAGCGGCGGCUCAGCCUCGCUGUAACCAGGGAGGCUGAGGAGUGGCGCGCCCCCUGCUGAUGUCGCGGCAGCAGAACCGGUUCGAGCGGGAUUUCCGCGGGUGGGAGAGGCGGGACCGUGCAGCGCUGCUUAGCAACACCCCACCCAGCCUGAAUGGCCACGCCCCCAACCCCAGGCCUGGGCUCCUCCCCCUGCCCGUCCCCCCCUCCCUGCUGCCCACGGCCAUCACUGCCUCCACCAAUGAGCUGGCCUGCAAGCGCCUGGGGGGCGUGUCCUCCAGCACACCUGCUCCAAAGGUUUUGGGGCUGUCUCCAGGUGAAGGUCCGGGCCCAGGGCUGUUGCAGGGGCAGGUACAGGGGCAGGGGCAGGGGCAGGUGCGCUGGGGUCAGACGCCUGUGAACCAAACCACCCCCUGGGAGACGGACGAGCCACCAGGGAAACAUCGCCGUGACAACGAGAGCACAGGUCCUCCCUGGGCUCCCCCGGUUGUUGCGGUGAGCCAGGCUGGUCUCUUGCCACAUUCGUAUGGCUUGGCCCCGCCCCCUGUGUACACCCCAGGAGUAACCGUCCAAUCGCCUGCAGUGGGCGUGACCCCCGCCGGUCCACCCCACCCCCCGCACCCACUAAUGCCUGCCCACUUCCAGCUGGCCCCGCCCCCAAUGCCAAUUCUGCCCACCCACCCGUCCCUGGCCCCGCCCCUCACGCUGCCCGCUUUUGGAAACGGUCACAUGACCCACCCCACCAUGUUGAGCAAUGGGCAGGUGGCUCCCCUGGCCCUGCCCAUCCCCCCGGCCAAUCGGGAGAGCCCGAAUGGGCUGCAGAUGUUGCGGACCAUCGGCAUGGGGAAGUAUGAGUUCACCGACCCCGGGCACCCCAAAGAAAUGUUGGCUGAGCUGGACCGCCAGCGCCGGAACAGAGAGUUUACAGACCUGACUAUUACUGUUGAAGGCAGAGAGUUUGAAGUCCACCAAAAUGUAGUAGCUUCCGGCAGCGUGUAUAUCAAGGACCUGGUGAAAAGGCUGGCGGGGGAGCAGUGUGGGGGGGCCAGGCUGCAGCUCCAGAUGAGUGACAUCACGGCGGACGUGUUGGAGCUGCUGCUGGAGUUCGUGUACACAGGGUCGCUCGUCAUCAACGCCGCCAACGCCAAGGCCCUGCUGGAGGCCGCCAACAGGUUCCAGUUCAACACCUUCUGCAAGGUCUGCGUGUCUUUCUUAGAGAGGCAGCUGACAGUGGGGAACUGUCUGGGCGUGCUGGGCAUGGCCCUGGCGAUGCGAUGCUCGGAGCUCCACAGCAUGGCCCAGGCCUUCGCCCUGCAGAACUUCACUGAGGUCUCGGCCCAGGAUGAGAUCCUGCACGUCUCUAAGGACGACCUGGUCAGCUACCUGUCCCACGACCGUCUCAACACCAAGGCCGAGGAGCUGGUGUACGAGACCGCCAUCCGCUGGGUCAAGCAGGACCCUCUGAGCAGAGUACAGUACAUCCCAGAGUUGUUGGCAGUGGUGCGGCUCCCGUUCCUCCACCCUGGCUACCUGCUGAACGUGGUGGAUAAUGAGGAGCUGAUCAAGAGCUCUGAGCCCUGCAGAGACCUGCUGAAUGAGGCCAAGCGCUACCACAUGCUGCCCCACGCCCGGCAAGAGCUACAGACACCUCGCACGCGACCACGCCUGUCUGCAGGUGUGGCGGAGGUGAUCGUGCUGGUGGGGGGGCGGCAGGUGAUGAGUCAGCGGCCCCUGACAGCGGUCACCUGCUUUAACCCCCAGACCCGGCACUGGCACCCACUGGCCAGCCUGCCCUUCUACGACCGCGAGUUCUACAGCGUCGUGUCAGCUGGAGACAACAUAUACCUGUCAGGCGGGAUGGAGGCGGGCGUCAUGGUAACAGACGUGUGGUGCUACAUGUCUCUGCUGGAUAACUGGAGUCUGGUGUCACGCAUGACCGUGCCACGCUGCCGCCAUAAUAGCCUGGUGCAUGAUGGGAAACUCUACGCCAUCGGGGGGCUGGGCAUGGCAGGAAACCUGGACCACGUGGAGAGGUAUGACACCAUCACGAACCAGUGGGAGACGGUGUGUGCCCUGCCGCGGGCCGUGCACUCUGCGGCCGCCAGCGUGUGCAGCGGGAAGGUGUUUGUGUUCGGGGGGGUCAACGACGCGGGGCGCUCCGCCGGGGUCCUCCAGUCAUACAUCCCACAAUGCAACACCUGGAGCUUCAUUGAGUCGCCCAUGAUCGAUAAUAAAUACGCCCCCGCUGUCACUCUCAACGGCUUCAUCUUCAUCCUGGGCGGGGCCUACGCGCGCGCAACCACCAUCUACGACCCCGAGAAGGGCAGCAUCAAGGCAGGGCCCAACAUGAACCACUCCCGCCAGUUCUGCAGUGCGGUCAUUCUGGAUGGUAAGAUCUACGCCACAGGUGGGGUGGUGAGCAGUGAGGGUCCGGCACUAGGCAACAUGGAGACCUUUGACCCCGGCAGUAAUGAGUGGACGCUGCUGCAGGGCAUGCCCUGCCCGCUGUUCCGGCACGGCUGCGUGGCCAUAAAGAAGUACAUCCAGAGCGGCUGAGCCUCCUGCAGCCCAGCAUGGCAGCUC
Messenger RNA from Conger conger (European conger), 2816 nucleotides. RefSeq names its product kelch-like protein 29. The record is from RefSeq and is a predicted model, not a curated record. The transcript has 13 exons. Bases 294 to 2789 code for a protein of 831 amino acids. Gene Ontology annotation, molecular function: protein binding. Lineage: Eukaryota; Metazoa; Chordata; Actinopteri; Anguilliformes; Congridae.